GUUGGUAAGUUUCAGGGCAGGCAUACGUAAAUUAAACGUGAUACACCGCCACCAUAAACAAAGCAUCGGAAUAGCCGGACACAGCAGAGCAAAGGGGAAACCGAUCGGAGUAGGCGUGCUACGAUUCUCAUUUUCUCAUAGGCAGCAGCAGCACCCUCCCUCUGGCAGUGGCAGCGCCUCCCUCAAGCUCAUCCGUCGCCCUCACGCUCCACGCGCGCGCGCACGCGGCCACCCAGAGAAGCAGCGGCAGCUCCGGGACAAGAGAAGGGAGCCAUUCAGAAGGCAGCAGCCCAGUCCGGCCCGGUGGUUUCCUUGGUUAGGUGAUCGACUCCCCGGCAACAACCCCGAGAAACCCCGACUCCUUGCGGGCGAUUUUUGUGUCCGGUUUUGGCUUGGCUGGGUUCACCUGUGAGAUCAGGCCGGAGGAGCCAUUCUUGAGCUCGGCUGCGCAGACCUGCUGCAGUGGAGUGGCUCAGCAAUGAAUCGCAGCGGCUUCGAGAGGUAGAAGAAGCACUUGUUGUCGGGUCUGCAUUGGCGGUGGUUUUGUUCUAGGAGAAUUAAUCCUCAGAAUGGAGAGCGUAGAUUCGCACUCCCCGAGGCGCCAUGCUCAGCAUCAACAGAAUGCUAGGGAACCCAAGGAUCAUAAGAGCACCAGUAAAAGGCAGUCACACAGCACUGAGAUUCCAUGCUCUUUGGUACAGGAGGUCCAGCACCUCGAGAAGCGACUAAAUGAUCAGUUUGCCAUGCGGCGUGCUCUAGAGAAAGCAUUAGGUCACAAGCCCUGUGCUAUCCAUUUAUCAAGAGACUGCUACCUUCCAAAGCCUACUGAGAAGCUAAUAAAGGAGAUUGCGGUACUGGAGCUAGAAGUCAUAUGCUUGGAGCAGCAUCUCCUGACACUCUACCGGCAGGCCUUUGACCAACAAUUAUGCAGCACCAUUUCUGCUUAUGACAUGGAGAGAAGAAACAAGCAAUCAGCAAGGUCGUUUUCAGGCACACUCUCUGAAACUUCGGCUCACGAUUUCUCAACCCCAAAGAAGCACCAAUUGGUGCAGUCCAGCCGCAUGGUUCAGGCACGCAGGUCGACAACGGCAGCCCUUCAUUGUGAGCCCGGCAUUCCACAGCACAACGACAGCAAGACCGCUAUCGGGCGCAGCCAUUCCUCGCUCCUGCCGCGUUCCAUCUGCUCAGCUAGAGUAUCCCCUUCAGCGAACAAUCUCGCUAGAGCUCUUAAACCAUGUCAUACUUCGCCUCUAACGUUCGUUGAGGAGGGCAAGUGCAUGGAUUCCAGCAUUGUUAGCUUAGCAGAUAUCCUGGGUACCAGGAUUGCAGAUCAUGUUCCUCAAACACCUAACAAGAUAUCCGAGGACAUGAUCAAAUGCAUUGCUGGCAUAUACAUGAGGCUCAGAGAUGUUAGUGCGGUGCAAUACGCCUUCUUCCCCUCACCGUGCUCGUCCUUUUCUUCGGCAAGCGGGAUCUCUUCCAAAUUUACUGGUGAUAUAUGGAGCCCCAGAUGCAGGAAAGAGAGCUUUAUCGAGGCAUGGCAGGACAGUUCAUUCAGUUCAGGUGAUUUGGGCCAGCAAUGUGAUUCUGUAAUCGAGGUGUCUGCUCUCUGCAAGGGGGCUCAGAGGUCUUCUGAUGUGAAAGACAUGCUGUGUAAAUACAAAUCACUUGUUCAGCUGCUAGAAACUGUCGAUCUCGGUGGAAUGAAGAACGAAGAAAAGCUGGCUUUCUGGAUCAAUGUGCACAAUGCCAUGAUGAUGCAUGCUCAUAUUGAAUACGGGAUCCCGCAGAGUAACAGCAAGAGAAUGCUGCUGACCAAGGUAUCGUACAUCAUCAGUGGGCAGAGGGUAAACGCGGAGUUGAUAGAGUACCAGAUCUUGUGCUGCCGAGUACACUCUUCCGGACAGUGGUUCAGGCUGCUCCUGUACCCCAGAUGGAAGCCCAGAGACAAGGAUGAUCUGCAGGGGUUCGCCGUCGACCGGCCCGAGCCUCUGGUGCACUUCGCGCUGUCAUCCGGAAGCCACUCGGAUCCAGUGGUGCGGCUGUACAGCCCGAGGCGGUUGCUCCAGCAGCUGGAGGCGGCCAAGGAGGAGUUCAUCCGCGGCAACGUGGGCGUGCGCGGGUCGGGGCGCAGCAGGGUGAUCCUCCCCAAGGUGCUGGAGUCGUACGCGAGGGACGCCGGGCUGGCGGCGCAGGAGCUGCUGCGCGUGGUGGAGUCGUGCCUCCCGGAGGGCCUCCGGGCGGCGGUGCGGCAGCAGGGGAGGCCGCGCGGCGGCGGCGGCGUGGAGUGGAGGCCGCACAACAUGGCCUUCAGGUACGCGCUGGCGCGGGAGCUGGUCGGGUCCCCGGCCGGCGUGCAGCAGGCGGUGGCGCCCUCGGUUGCAUGAUGAUGAUGGUAUUGGGCGUGGUGCUGCUGCUUCCGCUUGCUCCGUGCAAGAGUCCAAGAGAUCCAGAUCUGCGGUCAUCUUCUGGGCGUGAUCUUGUUGGAUGUACAGGGAGAAGGGUGGAUACUGGGGCAUACAGCAAGGCACAAGGACUGCAUGCGUGUCGACGUGUAUAUCUGUUGCCAUGUCAUUCGUCCAUACGUGCUCGAUCGUGGCUCGCACCAAAAUGUAAUACGUGCAUGUUUCUGUUCUGUUCGGUCGGGCACGCGGAGAAAACUCAAGUAGCACGGAGCCUUUUUUGCACGACUACAACCGGGCCCUUCGUGUCCUACCUCUCGUAUCCGUUUCAAACGUCCGGACAAACUGUCCUUGACUUACAACUGGAAUUCGAUCUUUUUUGUUCUA
Molecule: messenger RNA, 2789 nt
Organism: Hordeum vulgare subsp. vulgare (domesticated barley)
Lineage: Eukaryota; Viridiplantae; Streptophyta; Magnoliopsida; Poales; Poaceae
Exons: 12
Coding region: 570-2387 (605 amino acids)
Source: RefSeq, a predicted model, not a curated record